AUGGCACAAACCACCUCCGUCCGUACAGCAUCCCCGACGCUUCUUGGCCAAACGGGGACUGUAUUUGUUCAGGUGCCUGAAGUUUUCACCACGCUCACAUCUCGCGUUACGGGAAUCCCAAGCCCAAGUACUAUAACCAUUGCAACACCAACGGCUAUUGGACAAACGGGAACUGUGGUUGUCGAGGUGCCUGAGCUAUUCACUACACUCACUUCCCUUGUUCCAGGCAUAUCAAAUACGACGACCAUAACUAUCGCUACACCCACCGCCAUCGGACAGACAGGGAUCGUGGUCGUCGAGGUGCCCGCGUUUCUCACCACGCUCACUUCGCUUGUUCCUGGAAUUUCAGCACCCAUCACAUCGACGAUCACUACGCCUAGCCUCCCCGGGCAGACAGGGACUGUGGUCAUACAGGUUCCUCUGCUGUUUACCACCCUCACUUCGCUGGUAACAGGAAUCUCAGGCCCCGUCACAUCGACAAUUGCCACACCUAGCCUCGCUGGGCAAACGGGCACAAUCCUCGUCGAAUUGCCUCCACUAUUCACAACAGUGACGGCUUUCAAUCCCAAUGGCUCGGACACAAUGCACUUCGACUGUGGCAUACUCGUUGAAGUGCCUCAGCUGUUCACCACGCUCACUUCGUUCAAUACGCCUGGAGUUUCAAGGACAAUCACAUCGACUCUCGCGGCGCCUUCUGUUCCAGGGCAAAUCGGAACCAUCCUGGUCCAGAUCCCGCAGCAAUUUACUACGCUCACUUCAUUGAACACACCUGGAGCUUCAGGGACGGUCACAUCAAUUCUUGCAACACCAACUAUCCCAGGUCAAACAGGGACUGUGCUUGUCCAGAUACCUCAGCAAUUCAUCACGCUUACUUCGCUCAACACCAUUGGGGCCCUCGGCAAUCGUUACGUCAGACUGUUUCUGCGCCGACUGCCGUUAGGCCGAGUACAGGUUACGAUAGUCUUGCAGAUACCUCCUGAGUUCACCACUGUCACUUCGCUUCUUCCUGCGGACGGCACAAUCAUCAGUCCACUAGAACAGUCGCUACCCCGACAGCUGUUGGUCAAACUGGCACAGUGCUCCUCCAUUCGUCACGUCAACUAUUGCGCUGCCAUCGUCUGUCGGACAAACUGGAACAGUGGUAGUACAAAUUCCGCCGCAGUUUACGACGAUUACAACCCUGAACACAAUACCCGGUGCCUCGCUUCCGGUCACUGCCACAAUUUCGCCGCCCACAGCAAUCGGGCAGACGGGCACAGUGUUGGUCGGAUUACCGCCUCUAUUUACCACUAUCACCUCGCUCAAUACGACCCCUGGCGCCUUCGCUUCCCACCACUGGCAACGCUCACUUCUCCAACGGCAAUCAGUGAGACAGGUAUCGUGUUGGUUCUCCUGCCGCCUCAAUUCACCACUGUUACAUCCGUCAAUACUGCACUUGGCAUCUCUGCAGCUACCACGCGGACUUUAGCAUCGCCCACUGCCGUCAAUCAGACAGGCACUGUAGUGAUAGAGGUUCCCGCGCGUUUUACCACGCUCACAUCACUCAAUCUUACUCCCGGCGCUUCUUCUCCAAUCACCACGACCAUUGCCUUGCCGACUAACGCCGGCGAUAUUGGCACUGUUGUGGUCCAGGUACUUCCGCAGUACACCACCGUCACCCAGCUCAACUCUGCCAGCGGAUUUACUGCUCCCGCCACAUCCACAGCCGCGAAUUUCCAACCGCACCAGGCCAAGUCGGCACUGUUGAUGGUGCAGGUCCCUGCGCUUUUCACUACCAUCACUCAACUUAAAUCCCGGUUAGCGGUGGCUUCUAUUCCUAUCACAUCGACAGCCGCGAUUCCAACCGCACCGAGGCCAAGUCGGCACUGUUCCGCAGUUCCAACCGCACCGGGCCAGUUUGGAACCAUCAUAGUCCAAGUCCCUUCGUUGUUCACUACCGUUACCUCUUUCAACCCAGUCAGUGGUGCUACUGCCACUAUUACGUCAACUGCAGCGAUACCAUCAGGACCAGGCCAGACAGGGACAAUAAUCAUUGAGAUUCCACGUCCCUUUGUCACAAUCACGUCCUUGAACCCUGACCUUGGGGCAACCGGAAUCAUUACCUUAACUCAGGGUAUUCCGACCGCCGUAGGACAGACCGGUACAGUUUUGGUAGAAGUUCCCCAACCUUUCACAACUAUUACGUCGUAUACCGUCGGUAUCACCACAGCUGUGCGAACGACUGCUGCGACGCCAACCUCGCUCGGCCAAACGGGUACCGUUGUAGUACUGCUUCCAAUCCCAAACACGCCUGUCAGUAUCCCAGUCACGCCAACGAGCCUGCCAUCCUCCCUUUCUUCCGCAGCUCCGAGUGUUGUUGUUGUGUCCUCCCAAACAGUCUCCGUACCAGCCACCAAGGGUGUCAGUAGUUUCAGACGUCGUUCCGACCAAUCUUUGACGGCGUCCAAGGCGCCACGCUGCUUCACGGGUAGCCUCGUGCAGAGUCUGACAGGCGCAAACGUCUACAAUUGUAUCCAGUCCAGAGUGCCUAGUUGCGCCAACUGUCUACCAGCCCUUCCAAGACUCCUGCAAGAAUCCUCAAACGGGACCACCAGCGUCCUUGACACCAUCAUCAACCACUACUUCGGACCUGUCAGACAGCGCUCGGUGACUUUGGACCAGGGUAUUGCUUCACUCUGUUUCGCCGUCAGUUCUACGCUUACUACACUCACUGGGUCCAACGUGUUUAGGUGCUUGAGUGACAGUGUCGUUAUUUGCCCAUCAUCAGCUGCGGCUGCACCGUCGUCAUUGAUAGCCACGGUAUCGGUUUCCGGGUGUGGCGCAACUCCUACAACAAGAGCUUGUCUCACAGGUUUACCGUCCUCGUGUCAACCAUCGAACCAAAACAACCUGCUCGGCAGCGUGCUCGGCACCGUAGACACAGCCACUUGUCAGCUUGCACUUGGGCUUUAUGGAACAACUAAUGCCGCCGUUUGCUUCACAAGUUCCUUGCUCAACAUAUUUACUGGCACCGACUUCUUGGGAUGUCUGAAUAACCACUUGCCAUUGUGUCAACGCUGCGUACAAUCCAUACCCUCGGCGUGUGACCCUAGCCGUGGGUAUCUUGGAGGCGUCUGUCAAUCCGCCCUGGGCUACUUCGGAGACACGUUUGCGGGCAAUUGUUUUGCCAAUGGCGUCCUCAACUCUACGAUCACGUCCAACGUGAUCAGCUGUUUGAACAACGUGCUUCCUUUCUGCAACCCACCGACUACUUCAACCAUAACAAGGGGUUCUGUCGCACUCACAACGACGUUCGUUACAGCCACCGGAGGAAUUUUGGGGGUUGGAGAGAGCACAUUCACCGUCGUUCAAGUCGUUGUGCCAACACCGCCUCCAGUGCUCUCAACAAGCUUCACCACGUUCAUCGGAUCUAUUGGCUACACGACUACCCGCACCAUUACAUCUGGCAGCGUCUUGUCUACUACAACGAUAAUAUCGGCCGGUACGACAUUCGCAGAGAUCAUUUUGCCUACGUCGCCGCUUUCGAGAGUGACCACUACAUUCGUCGGCCCCGCAGAUUACACGAGUCUAGCAACAACAACAGUCGGAGGCGUUGCGUCAACAUAUGUGCUUGUAGGCAUACAUACAGUGCUGCCUACUAUUACGGUAACAUCAGGAACGGUUCCUACUGCUGCACCCUUGACGGUGACCACUGUCGUGUCCGGUGCAAGUGUCAUCGAGGUCAUUGUGCCUACGCCGUUCUCAACUUCGUCUCAAACCGGGGGUUUACUGGGUUUCACAAGCACUAUCACAGGGUUCACCACCGUGUCUGGCACCGCGCGUCCUACAACGACCUACGUCCUUGUCAACCGCCCUGGUCUCGGUUUCUAG
Messenger RNA from Parastagonospora nodorum SN15, 3870 nucleotides. RefSeq lists its product as hypothetical. The transcript is spliced from 6 exons. Gene Ontology annotation, cellular component: fungal-type cell wall. Gene Ontology annotation, biological process: cell adhesion. Lineage: Eukaryota; Fungi; Ascomycota; Dothideomycetes; Pleosporales; Phaeosphaeriaceae. The record is from RefSeq and is a predicted model, not a curated record. The coding region runs from base 1 to 3870 and encodes 1289 amino acids.